AUGGUCUCGCAUCUUGCUAAGAGCGCCGUUGGGGGUCAGACCCUGGCGGGCGUUAAGCCCAAGGCCGGCGCCUCGCCCAAAGCCCUUAUCGCGCUUGAGAAGCGCACAGGGUCCAAAAUCGUCAUGGUGACGAAUUUGGAGAUCUUUGUGAUUAUUCCGAGUCUUUUGGUGGAGGAGUUGCAGAAGAAGUGUGCUAGUAGUACGAGUGUGACGCAGGCUGCUGGUGCGCCAAAGGGGGCGAUGGAGGUUUUGGUACAGGAAGAUCAGCGGAAGGUGAUUGAUGCGGCGUUGGCCAGUCGGGGGUUGAAGAGUCAGUGGGCGGAGGUAGUGCAUAGGACGAUGACGAAGAAGAAGAAGAAGAAGAAGAAGAAGAAGAGCUAG
Messenger RNA from Penicillium subrubescens, 381 nucleotides. RefSeq lists its product as uncharacterized. Lineage: Eukaryota; Fungi; Ascomycota; Eurotiomycetes; Eurotiales; Aspergillaceae. The record is from RefSeq and is a predicted model, not a curated record. Gene Ontology annotation, molecular function: translation initiation factor activity. Bases 1 to 381 code for a protein of 126 amino acids. The transcript has a single exon. Gene Ontology annotation, biological process: formation of translation preinitiation complex; translational initiation.